Messenger RNA from Amphimedon queenslandica, 987 nucleotides. RefSeq names its product zinc finger MYM-type protein 1-like. The transcript has a single exon. The record is from RefSeq and is a predicted model, not a curated record. The coding region runs from base 1 to 987 and encodes 328 amino acids. NCBI's taxonomy places the organism in Eukaryota, Metazoa, Porifera, Demospongiae, Haplosclerida, Niphatidae.
AUGUCUUCAGCAGUUCGUUACGUAAAUAUUGAAGAAGGAUGUGUCCAUGAGCAUUUCAUAGCAUUCAUGCAAGCAGAGCAUCAAGAUGCUGAAAGCUUAUCUUCUUACAUAAAACAGGCUCUCAUUACUUAUGAUUUUGAUAUCAAUAAGAUGGUUAGCCAAGGAUAUGAUGGGGCUAGCGUAAUGAGUGACCACUGUUCUGGAGUACAGACAAGAGUCCGUGAGUUUGCUCCUUUAGCAGUUUACAUUCACUGCUACGCCAAUGUGUUAAACCUUGUACUGGUUGAUUCUGUAAAGUCUGUAGCAACAGCUUCUGAGUUCUUUGUUUUGUUGGAAGCACUCUACGUCUUAGUGUCUUCUUCUAAAAUCCAUGCCCUAUUUGUCAAUUUACAAUGUCAGUGUAACCCAAAUCAGCAACCACUGGAGUUACAAAAACUCUCAGUGACUCGUUGGGUUUGCAGAUACGCUGCUGUUAACGCAGUCAGUCGUACAUACAAUGCACUUCUUCUUACUGUAGGUGUAGUAGCUGAUGCAUCUGUCAGUGAAUACACCCAGGCUAUUGAAGCUAGGGGUCUAUAUGAUCAAGUCAAAUCAUUUUCCUUUAUCAUUAGCCUGAUUACAUUUGAUCGAAUACUAUCAUGUACUACGCAGCUUUCUGAUCAGCUACAAAGCAAUAACAUAGAUCUUUCUCAUGCUGCUGACCUUGUAUCUGGUACACAGGCUUUGCUGUCAGAAUAUCGAACAGAUACCUAUUGGGAGAAAGUGUAUCAUUAUGCAACAGAAGUAGCCAAAUUGCAUGAUGUAAACACUAAAGUGCUAGUAAGAAGGAGAAGGAGACCUACUGACUUGAUCGACAGCUUUGUAUAUGAGAGUACUGGGGUGAGGGUGAUUCCAUCUACCAGAGAUGAGUAUAAGAGAGAGCUAUACUCUCCUGUACUAGACAAGUUCCUUAUCGUAGGUUUCAAGAUCAAAAUGUCACUAUUAUGA